Molecule: messenger RNA, 1299 nt
Organism: Morchella sextelata
Lineage: Eukaryota; Fungi; Ascomycota; Pezizomycetes; Pezizales; Morchellaceae
Exons: 4
Coding region: 1-1299 (432 amino acids)
Source: RefSeq, a predicted model, not a curated record
AUGAAUGAGGAAAAAGAUAUGUCUGCAGUAGAUCCGGUUCGAGAAGACGCUGAGCGUUGGCUCCAUGAGGAUAAUUUUGUACCAUUCUCGCGAGGUCUCGUAUUGCUGGUGGUGGAGCUAGUACUCAUAGUACUACUUCUCAUUAUUGUAAGCCUGAGGGUUUACUCAAGAUCCUUUCUGAGCAGGUUCUUUGGGUUAGAGGAUUGGUUUAUCGCUCUAGCAACUGUCUUCUAUAUCGGCUUCACGAUCACCACUUGCCUCGCAACUUUCGACUACGGUUGGGGUAACCACAUCUACAACCUCCCUCCACCUACGGUAGAGAAGGCGCUUAAACUCCUUUGGAUCUCCGAGCUAUUCUUCACCUGGUCCCUUUGUUUCACAAAGCUCUCAGUAUGCGUCUUCUACCUUCGCCUUCUCAAUACUCGAUUAUGUAGACGGAUAAUUUACAUCUGUAUGGCAGUCGUAGCACUCUGGGUCUUCGGGUUUUCGGCGGGUAUCAUUGCACAGUGCAAUCCGGUCAAGGCAGCAUGGAGCGUGCACCCUCAACCUGGAGAAAGAUGCGCAAGCAUUGAAGUAGGAAUCGUUGCACACGCAGUGGUAGAUAUACUGACGAACUUGAUUCUGUGGACAUUGCCUGCAAAACUUAUGCUUGGAUCGGGGUUAAGAGGGAAACAGAGGGCAUUGAUAUUGGGGUUGUUUGUUCUGAGUGGGAUUGUAUGUACUGCAGCAAUUACACGAGUCCCCUAUACCAUCUAUACAAAAAGAGACACCACUUGGUAUCUCAGAGACUCCUCCAUCUGGAGCGCCCUCGAAGCCUCCCUUGCCAUUAUCUGCGCCUCCCUGCCUUCAUUAUCACCCCUACUCGCAAAAAUUAUGCCAAACCUCUACCACAAUGAAUACGAUGAUCAAUCUCACCUUUCCCACUCCCGCUGUAGCAUCGCUAAAGGCUCUUCUUUCGGCGGCGGGGAGCUCACACUUGUAGGGAGCGCAUUCCCAUUGGCACAUAUUUCAACUACCGCCAUCUCAGAUAAAUGCUAUGCAGUCGGAGGCGGAGGCGGAAGCAGAUGCAAUUGGUUUCAUUGGCCAAUGCGUGGUGGUGGCGGAGGAGCAGGCGGCAUUUCUAAUGAACGCAAAGCGCCGAAUGAGAGCGAAGAGAAUAUUGUUAUUGGAAGCAAUGAUACCCUCGCAGGAGGCAUGGGUAUUACCAAGACAACUGUCAUUGAGCAGAGUAUUGAUGAUGGUAUGGGGAUUGAAAGAAGAUCACCUUCUCCAAAAUUGGUGGGCCGGGUGACAUUUUGA